CCGGAGCCAGAGGAACGGAGGAUACGGGCAGCACGUUGCAGCACGCAGUGAAAUCUUGCCCUCAACACCAAAAAAGGUUGGACCCCACCCCCACCCCUGGGUAAACCACAACCAAUGAAUCUGCACGUGAGGUUAUUCUGGAUCCUCACUCCUCUGGCCCAUGGAUUGGUCAUGUUUGAUACCGAGGAGGUGCAAUACAUAGAGACACAGGUGAAAGGAGUCAUUGGCCAUUCUGUAGUGCUGGAAUGUGGAGAAUCCUUACCAAGCAUUUACAUCUGGGGUUUCAGCAGAACUGGCUUCAUUGACAUCCGAGCAGUGUUGUAUAAUUACGGACAAGGAGCCAAACUGCAGAAAAUGGCUUCAAUCUUUGGUGAUGUGCGCGUGGUCUCUGAUAGUGCAGCCCUUGUCAUAAGCAAUUUGCAGUUAGCAGCGGAAGGACGCUUCACAUGUCAAAGCUUGUACGAGACUGAUGAUGGAACAAAACUUGUGUACACCUUUGUGAAUGUAUUUGUUCUGAUUCCAGUUUCCAAACCAUUCAUUGAGCUGAGCAACUCAUCCCCCGUAGAGGGUUCUGUAGCAUUCGUGUUGUGCACAGUGGAAAAUGGAACUCAACCCCUUGAGUACACUUGGACUAGGCAGUCCACGCUGUCAAAAAAGUUUGUGAAUGUCUCUGAAGCAACAGGAGGGCUAGUGAAUCUAACUUCUGUCCACCGGAACCACACAGGAUGGUACACCUGCUCUGUCAGGAGUGAGGUGAAUGAAGAGAGCAGCGACCCACUGUGGCUUGAAGUGAUAUUUGGCCCAGAUGAGCCAUUCAUUAAUGUUACUCCAUACACUCUCAAUUCAAUGGGAUAUUCAGCAAUUGAAUGGGAUACCAUCUUCCUGACAUGUUCAGCCUCCUCCAAUCCACCCAGCCACUACAUCUGGUUCUACAAUAACUCCCAGAUUUACUCAGGGCAGCGAUUUGUCAUUAAGAAAAUAUCCCGAAGUCAGGCAGGAGCUUACAUGUGUCUUGCACAGAACUCUGCCCUCAAUGCCAGAACCAAGACCACAAUCAUACUCACUGUCUACUAUCUACCUGAUGGGAAGCCCACCUGCACAGUGCUGGCGGUAAAUAAUUAUCAGGAUGUAGCUUUGUGGUGCUCGUGGCAAGGCGGCCAUCCAGCAGCGGGUCUCCAGUGGCUUGAAGUAAAGGACGGCAUAAUUGAUGUGAUGGAAUAUUCCAGUCUUACCAAAGUCAAGGCAGGAGAGGAUAUCCUGAACAACAGUACCUAUACCUGUCAUCCCUCUCACCCAGCUCUGAGAUCAGACUUGUCCUGUAGGACUACAGCACUUUUACCAGAGGAGCAGCCGAAGUGUUCUGCGACUGCGGUGAAGAACAACGAGUACACAAUGUUGUCCUGUAGCUGGGAGGGAGGUCUGCCCUUGGCUUCACUGCAAUGGAAAAACUGGAGAAACCAGCCUCUGGGGAACUUGGAACGUUCAAUCAACAACCAAGUGCUAAAGUCUACCACAGCUUACAAUGGCAAAGACUUUGUCUGCCAGGCAGCCCAUCCCUUAACCAGUGAUGAGAUGUGUAGUGUCCGACUAGAAGCCCCUGUUCUCGUCACACCAAGGAGUGCGAUGACAGUGUUUGAAGGGAGUGAUGUCCACCUGACCUGUAUACUGCAAGUUGCUUAUCCUGUCUCAGAAAUUAUCUGGUACAACAAUCGGAACGAAAGCAUUUGGCUGGCACCGAAAAAGUACCAGCUGCAUCAAGAGGUCUUCUGGUCCAAUCUUACAGUGAGGGAGACCGAUGGCAAUGGUGACAGCGGACCUUACUGGUGCACAGCCCUAAACGUGGUGGGGUAUUCCACCCUGGUCAUCAGACUUCAUGUCAAAAAGUAUCCUACGCCUCCAAAUGUCACAAUCAGCAAACUGCUGUUCGGGAGGCAGAGAACAGAGGUACUGCUGGAGUGGACCACUCGAGGCUCAGGUGAUCUGACCGGAUUCCUGGUGCAGCGACAGCCAGUGAGACGGUCUGUGAUGCCGAACGGCCGCACGUCAGCUUUAACAAAGGAAGAACCACACCACUGGGAGACUGUGGUCAGUGCAGUUGACGCUGAUAUCCGAGGUCACAAGUUAGGGGGUCAAGAUCCCUCUAUUUUAUAUGCUUUCCGCAUUUUGGCUGUCAAUCAUAGGACAACUGGGUUUCCUUCUGAAGUGAAAACUCCAGGCUUCCCGGUAGGCAUAGCCCUCCAUUCCUGUUAAGUCAACACGAUUAAGAUGUUUAAAGGACAAUUUCUAUUUUCAUCUGGCAAUUCGAGGGGUCGGAGGUAUUCAAAUCGCUGCCAUGUUCAGUCUCUGGUUAUUUUUAAUUGUGAGCAGGAACGUACUUUGUGAGCGCUGAAGCUAUAUUGUUAUGAAUCAUAAAUAUCUGGGUUUGCUUUGAAAGGUAGCCUUUCAUUUUCAGAUAUCCCCAAUAUCAUGUUUAUUUUAAAAGGAAAUAUCUGCUGUAUCUAUGGAGUCGGGACAAGAGUUCCAACCCUUUCUCCCAGUUCACAGCAGAAGGUCAAGCUUUUCCUUAACCCAUUUGUUUCCAGUUACAGCCUGUUCCUAGGAAAAGAGGAUUACUCUGCACCUGCCUCUUCCCAUUUACCACAGUGAUAACCACAGUAGGUAAUCAACACUUUGCUGCCCAGCGAGACAACACAAUGACAACUUUAUAUCAAAUACCAAUCAGAAAUAUUGCAUAUUUACAAAGAGACGUACAUUUAGUAUUUUCACUUUCAUACUGAAACAUGUAUUUGACGAAAGAAGGAAAUAUUGCAAGUUUUGAUAUUAUUCAUUGUUUGAUGGUCAAUGCCAUUCAUUAUUGGAAGACCGGCAUUGGGUGAUCUGGCUCUAAGAGUUUAUUAUGGUCCAACUUUAACAAUAGAGCCAAAGUGCAUUAGACGUAUUUGAUCACAUGUUCAUAGAUACAUUUCAGAUAAACUUUUCUUCAGUGUGGUGGUCUGACCCUGGAAAGUAACAACAGCAAAAUUACAUUUGUACAGCGCCAUUCACAGCGUUGCCCAAAAAAAUGUUCCUGGAAAGUAAGGUGACUAGAGGCAGAAUCUGUGAUGGGUUUCAAGAUAGAAUAAAUUGGUUUAUUGCAAGUUAGAGGCUUGAAGGGGAAUGGGAGCUUGGGCAUGGAAGACAGGGCAGGGCAGGGGGAAUUGAAUGUCCCGAGAGCUGGUGCAGACACAAUGAAUCGAAUGGCCUCCCUCUGCCCUGUAAUUAUGUAACUUUACCUCGAUCUAUAAAAUCACACCUUCUUCAAAGAGUUCAUGAAUUAGGUAUCAUUUUCUGUGGUUCUGUGGAGCAUUCCUGUUUCAGGAUUUAAGCAAACCAUCACAGGAGGCAACAGCAAACAACAGUGAAGAUCUCUUACAAUUCUUAAAUUAUUACCUUCUGAUGAUUCUUCCUUCCAUUCAAAUUGGACUCAGUUAAGUACCCAUAAUGCAAGAAAAUAUUUUACUCAAAUAACCACCCUUAGGAAUACUUGCACAGAAGCAUCUUUCAGGAUGAACCGUAAAUCUUUGUACUUUUAUCAUUUUAAGUAAGUUUGAUAUCUGCCAAAAGUCCUUCUUGAGAAGAA
Messenger RNA from Callorhinchus milii (elephant shark), 3619 nucleotides. RefSeq names its product V-set and immunoglobulin domain containing 10 like 2 (gene vsig10l2). Lineage: Eukaryota; Metazoa; Chordata; Chondrichthyes; Chimaeriformes; Callorhinchidae. The record is from RefSeq and is a predicted model, not a curated record. Gene Ontology annotation, cellular component: cell-cell junction. The transcript is spliced from 11 exons. Gene Ontology annotation, biological process: cell-cell adhesion. Bases 115 to 2250 code for a protein of 711 amino acids. Gene Ontology annotation, molecular function: cell adhesion molecule binding.